CCAAACGCCCGCCCGCCGUCCUGGCCUCCUCUCCCCGAGCCCUACCAUGACACAGCCCCGCUGAAGCUCGCCCAGCCCAUCAUGUGGCGCGACCGAACCAACCUCUUUAUAUCCUACCGCCAGUCCUACUCGCACCACCCCCAGAAGAAGACUCGCUAUGGCGCCCCCGCCUCCAAUGGCUUCGGCGACGCCAGGCGCAUGUCCGAGGAGCGCCAGGGCCUCAUGGCCAGCGCCGCCUUCGAGGACGACGGCGACGCUGUCAUAGAGAUGGACCUGCUGCCGCCGCGCUGGCUCGACGUGCAGGACGAGAUCACCGAAUACCUCGCCGAGAUUGCCAAGCAGACGCGCAAGCUCGACCAGCUGCACCAGAAGCAUGUGCUGCCGGGCUUUGACGACGAGGACGUCAAGAAGCGCGAGGAGCGCGAGAUUGAGCAAAUCACCCAGGCCAUCACCCGCCUCUUCCAGAAGUGUCAGCAGGCCAUCAAGCGCAUAGAGAUGAUGGUCCGCGAGGCCAAGCAGCAGGGCAACAUCCACCAGGGCGAGGAGGUCAUGGCCCAGAAUCUCAAAAUCUCGCUUGCCUCCCGCGUCGGCGAAGUGAGCUCUAUGUUUCGCAAAAAACAAGCCGCCUAUUUAAAGAAACUCCGCGAUCUCGGCGGCUUCGCCUCGCCCUUUCGCUCUGCCACGCCCGUACAGAACCCCUACAAUGACCCUGCGCUGCAAGAAUCCGAUGCCGACCGCUCUUUUUCGCAGUCCACGUUGCUUCAAACGAAACAGCAGCGCAUGCGCCACGACCCGAAUGAGGCUUUGAUAGCCCAGCGCGAGCGCGAGAUUGAGGACAUUGCUCAAGGCAUCAUCGAACUAGCAAACAUCUUCCAGGAGCUCCAGACCAUGGUCAUUGACCAGGGCAGUAUGCUGGACCGGAUAGACUACAAUGUGGAGAACAUGACGAGAGACGUCAAAGAAGCAGACAAGGAGCUCAAGGUAGCUUCUGGAUAUCAGAGACGAACCGUCAAGCGGAAGAUUAUGUUGCUUCUUGCUAUUCUCAUUGCAGGUGUUUUUAUAUUGCUGUCGCUCAAGCUGAGCAGAAAAGGUGGAAACAACAUACCCAAGGUUCCAGACGUCCCACCAGCAGCAGCAAUAAGAACCAGGCGGCAGUCAACAACGAUGCAAAAGAAUCAUGUUUGGCACAGGAGAAAACGACGGCUGUGGAAAGGGCCUAUCGAUGACCCUUUGAUGUUAUGAAGACAUUUUUAUGUAAUUUUGAUAGUUAAUAGAUAACGACUUCAUACCUUUCUCACAAUUACAUCUACUAGGUACCAACUAAGUAAAGUCUGUGUUGAUGUAAUAGCAUGUUGUGAUGGUUCUCAGUGGAGUU
Molecule: messenger RNA, 1375 nt
Organism: Exserohilum turcica Et28A
Lineage: Eukaryota; Fungi; Ascomycota; Dothideomycetes; Pleosporales; Pleosporaceae
Exons: 3
Coding region: 82-1242 (386 amino acids)
Biological process (GO): vesicle fusion; vesicle-mediated transport; intracellular protein transport
Cellular component (GO): endomembrane system; SNARE complex; membrane
Molecular function (GO): SNAP receptor activity; SNARE binding
Source: RefSeq, a predicted model, not a curated record